UAGCUAAGUGUGCUGCAAGGAGGCUCCAGCAGUUUGGAAAUCACUUGGGUCUGUGUCCUGACUUAGCACCUGACCAAUCUAACCCAGAGUAGUUUGGGAUCAUUGCUGUUCCUCUUGGAUCUAGGAAAAAAGAACUUGGCUCCUUCAUAAUCAUGUGUCAAACCAACAGAUACACCUUGAUGAACAGCCAGAAUUCAGAAGGCUACAGAAGGAAACCUCUGGGGGUAGUGUCAGAGCGGGAGUGCAAAAUCUGAGCUGAAUUAUUUGGGAUCAACUGAUACUUCCUUCUCUGUAACUCCAGGCACCUACUGGUUGGACAGUCUCACAGGCAAUGUGGGAUUUUGGGACAAGAUGUCGCAUGGAGUGGUCUUCUUCCCAUUUGUCAAAAGGUGGUAUGUCCAGUCCCACAGAUCCAGAAUGGGGAAGUAUCUGUUCUGAAGUACCGCUACAUGUACAAAGACACCGUUAGCUUUAAGUGCCAUAAAGGUUUCACCUUGCGAGGCAAUCACACAGCCCAGUGCCAAGCUGAUAAAACAUGGGAUCCACCAGUCCCAGCCUGUGAGCAGGAUGGAGUGGCAGAACACUAUCAUCAUCCUCAUACCACCACAAAGCCAGUAGUGAAGUGUCUGCCUCCUCCAAGCAUUGUCAACGGGGAACACAAUGGACAUUUCUUAGACACUUUUCAUGUAGGAGCACUUGUGCGCUAUCGCUGCAAACGGGGCUUCUCCCUCAUUGGGAAAAAAUCUGUUCAUUGUACAACAUCUGGAGUCUGGAGCCACCCUCUUCCUCGGUGUGAAGUUGUGAAGUGUCUCCGUCCUCCAAACAUAACCAACGGGAAGCUCAAAGGCAACAUCUCUGACACUUUUUCCUAUGGAGCAUCUGUAUCCUACAGCUGCAGUCCUGGUUAUUCACUCAUUGGGAAUGCUUUCAUCAACUGCACGGUGAAAGGAACCUGGAGCCAGCCUCCUCCUCAGUGCAAAGAGAUCAGAUGCGUAUUCCCAGAAGUUCAAGGUGUUAAGAAAGCCAUUCGAGGAAACAGUUAUCGCUCUGGGACUAAUGUCACUCUUGAAUGUGAUGACGGUUACACCUUGGAAGGCAUCAAUCAGAUUCAGUGCCAAGAAGAUUUCAGCUGGGACCCUCCUGUACCCGCCUGUAAACUGACGUCACGAAAGUCUGGUUCAGUAGGUGUAGGAGUUGUAGCUGCAGGAGUCCUGCUUCUCCUGGGGGCAGGCAUUGCCUGGAAAAUUAUUUCCAAGCAGAAGGAAGGGCUGGGCACCCGUGCUGCCGCCAACCAGGCAUGGGGCUGGACCUCUGUACAGAGAGCGGCUGCAGGCUGCAGGGAAGUGGUGCUUACGUUGAAAAUGGAAUGCUGUGGCAAAAAAAAAAAAAAAAAGACACUUUAUUAUAGAAACAACAUUAAUGCUCCUUCUGCUGCAAGGAUCUAACAGAGUUCAGGUUGCCUGUGGUACAGGCGCUACCUCUGAUGGAGUUCUCUACACUGCUGCCAGCUGAUGAGGAAUGUUUCCUUUCUCUAUAUGCAAACCUUGUGAUAAGUAAGAUCCAUGAAAGCAUUCCUGUGUAGAAACCAAGAGUUUAACCAAAACUUAAUAGCGACUGUAUCCACAUGUACAGCAUCACCAGGUGUUGUUCUGUAUCUUCGUCUAGGAAUGCUUAUUACUAGCAUCUCUCUCUGACUGCUUACCCUAAUAAAAGCUGAAC
Molecule: messenger RNA, 1719 nt
Organism: Strigops habroptila (Kakapo)
Lineage: Eukaryota; Metazoa; Chordata; Aves; Psittaciformes; Psittacidae
Product: complement receptor type 2-like
Exons: 9
Coding region: 450-1445 (331 amino acids)
Biological process (GO): negative regulation of complement activation, classical pathway
Source: RefSeq, a predicted model, not a curated record